UGGUGAACGUUGGUUGGGAUGAGAACUUACAUUUGAAAAACGGAUAACUAAUUACAGGACAUUGUUUUGUGUUCAGAUGAGUAUAUUCCUGCUGGACUGUUACUUUUUUUUCUAACUUUAUUUUGCAUCGUGCAGUCAAUUUCAACAGGCAGCAGACACUGUUGAAAUGAGUCUCCUUGAAAUCAGUGAAAAUGUGAAACUUGCCCGAGAAUAUGCCUUACUUGGGAAUUACAACUCUGCCAUUGUCUAUUACCAAGGAGUGCUUGAGCAGAUGAGGAAAUACCUGUUUUCUGUUAAAGACCCUUUAUUACAACAAAAAUGGCAACAGGUCUGGCAAGAGAUCAGUAAAGAACAUAAACAUGUUAAGGAAAUUAUGGCAACCCUGGAUGGCUUUAAUGUAGAAAGCACUCCUUCUAAACCAGCGAGUCCAGAUGAAGACAUUUGGCCAGUGCAAGUUGAACGCAGGCCAUCACCCUGUCCUGUAAGGCGACUUCCAGUUCCAUACAAUGAUGCCAAACCUCACCACAACAACAGAUUAAGUGCUGCUCAGAAAGGCCAACAUCGGCAAUCCCCACGGAGUGCAAACAGUGACCGAGUGAGACCUGUCAGGGGGAAAGAGAGAAAGGAGGCACAGGGCAAAGCAAAAGAGGAUAAGAGCAAAUCUGCUGCUCCUGCUAAUGUUUCAGAAUCUGAAAUGAAGAAAUUUGAUGGGGCAGGAUAUGAUAAAGACUUGGUAGAGGCUCUGGAAAGAGAUAUAAUAUCGCAAAAUCCAAAUGUUAAAUGGGAUGAUAUAGCAGACUUGGGAGAGGCAAAAAAACUGCUAAAAGAAGCUGUGGUUUUGCCCAUGUGGAUGCCAGAAUUCUUCAAAGGAAUUAGACGACCGUGGAAGGGAGUGUUGAUGGUUGGCCCUCCUGGAACAGGAAAAACACUGCUGGCCAAAGCUGUAGCCACUGAAUGUAAAACAACCUUUUUCAACGUUUCUUCUUCAACACUAACUUCCAAGUACAGAGGGGAAUCUGAGAAAUUAGUGCGUCUCUUAUUUGAAAUGGCGAGGUUUUACGCUCCUAGUACUAUAUUUGUUGAUGAGAUUGAUUCGAUCUGCAGCCGCAGAGGGACGUCAGAAGAGCAUGAAGCCAGCAGGAGGGUGAAAACCGAGCUAUUAGUUCAGAUGGAUGGUGUUGGGGCAUCAGACAAUGAAGAUCCUUCAAAAAUGGUUAUGGUUCUGGCAGCCACCAAUUUUCCAUGGGACAUAGAUGAGGCUCUUAAAAGACGAUUAGAAAAAAGGAUUUACAUCCCCUUGCCUUCAGCUGAAGGCAGGGAAGAACUCCUAAAAAUAAACCUGAAAGAGCUAGAAUUGGCAAGUGAUGUUGAUCUAGCUAAAAUAGCAGAGCAGAUGGACGGAUACUCUGGUGCUGACAUUACAAAUGUGUGCCGGGAUGCCUCGCUGAUGGCAAUGCGACGUCGUAUUGAAGGUUUGACACCAGAAGAGAUCCGAAACAUUUCCAAAGAUGAAAUGCAUAUGCCAACCACCAUGAACGAUUUUGAAAGCUCUUUAAAAAAAGUCUCUAAAUCAGUGUCUGCUCCAGACAUUGAAAAAUAUGAGGAGUGGAUUGCAGAAUUUGGGUCUUGUUAAGACUGUUCCUCACAAAAAAAAGUUAACAAAAAUCCUGCCUUAAGUCUUUUUAAUAAGCUCAGAUCAAGAGUUGCAGUUAAUAUUUUGAGAAAAAUAUGUAGAUACAUUCAUGUUUAAUGGAUGUAGAAGUGUUGCUUGAGAAAUGGUGGAUGCACACUCCUAUAAAUAAAGUAAAAUUGGGCAUCUUGAGGAUCAUUGAGGCCUACUCUCAUGUUGCAGAGUGCUAUUCUGUGGCUUAAUUUUCUUGUAUUCAAUUGCAAGGACCAGUAGGUGAAGAGAUUAGAUUACUAAAAUUAAGAUUUGUUGUUUUUUUUUUUUUUUUUUUU
This is a messenger RNA of Polyodon spathula (Mississippi paddlefish), 1959 nucleotides long. RefSeq names its product katanin p60 ATPase-containing subunit A1-like. Gene Ontology annotation, molecular function: microtubule binding; microtubule severing ATPase activity; ATP binding. Gene Ontology annotation, cellular component: microtubule cytoskeleton. The transcript has 11 exons. The record is from RefSeq and is a predicted model, not a curated record. Gene Ontology annotation, biological process: microtubule severing. NCBI's taxonomy places the organism in Eukaryota, Metazoa, Chordata, Actinopteri, Acipenseriformes, Polyodontidae. The coding region runs from base 167 to 1633 and encodes 488 amino acids.